This is a messenger RNA of Orcinus orca (killer whale), 4670 nucleotides long. RefSeq names its product proprotein convertase subtilisin/kexin type 6 (gene PCSK6). Lineage: Eukaryota; Metazoa; Chordata; Mammalia; Artiodactyla; Delphinidae. Gene Ontology annotation, molecular function: serine-type endopeptidase activity. Gene Ontology annotation, cellular component: membrane; cell surface. Bases 314 to 3370 code for a protein of 1018 amino acids. Gene Ontology annotation, biological process: peptide hormone processing. The record is from RefSeq and is a predicted model, not a curated record. The transcript has 24 exons.
GGGACUCACCUGAGACGACCCGGGCCCUCCCGGACGCCAGUGGAACGCGUGUCCCGAGGGUCCCCGAAGUCUGCGGGAAGUUCCAGGCGGGAGCUUCGCCCCGGGCUCGCGAAGGUGGGGUGCGGGCCGCUGAGCGCGGGCCAGGGCGCCGCCGGGCCGCGCGGGCGGGAACGCGCGGCGGCCGUCCCCUCCUCCCUCGCUCCCGCCCGCAGCGGCGGCGGCGGCGCUUCUCCGGCGCGGAGCGGCUUUAAAAGGCGGCACCCCACCCCCUGGCGCACUCGCCGCUCGGGCGCCGAGCGAGCCUGCCGUUGCCAUGCCUCCGCGCGCGCCGCCCGCGCCAGGGCCCCGGCCGCCGCCCCGGGCCCCCGCCGCCGCCUGGGACGCGGACACCGACACGGACACGGCCGGCGCCGGCGGGCCCGGGCUCCGGCCGCUCGCGCCGCGCCCCUGGCGCUGGCUGCUGCUGCUCGCGCUGCCCGCCGCCUGCUCCGCGCCGCCGCCGCCGCGCCCCGUCUACACCAACCACUGGGCGGUGCAAGUGCUGGGCGGCCCGGCCGCCGCGGACCGCGUGGCCGCGGCGCACGGCUACCUCAACUUGGGCCAGAUCGGAAACCUGGAAGAUUACUACCACUUUUAUCAUAGCAAAACCUUUAAAAGAUCAACCUUGAGUAGCAGAGGCCCUCACACCUUCCUCAGGAUGGACCCCCAGGUGAAAUGGCUCCAACAACAAGAAGUUAAACGCAGGGUGAAGAGACAGGUGCGAAGUGACCCUCAGGCCCUUUAUUUCAACGACCCCAUUUGGUCCAACAUGUGGUACAUGCAUUGUGGCGACAAGAACAGUCGCUGCCGAUCAGAAAUGAAUGUCCAGGCGGCGUGGAAGCGGGGCUACACGGGAAAAAACGUGGUGGUCACCAUCCUGGAUGAUGGCAUAGAGCGGAAUCACCCCGACCUGGCCCCAAACUAUGAUUCCUAUGCGAGCUAUGACGUCAACGGAAACGAUUACGACCCGUCUCCGCGAUAUGAUGCCAGCAAUGAGAACAAACACGGUACUCGCUGUGCGGGAGAGGUCGCCGCUUCAGCCAACAACUCUUACUGCAUCGUGGGCAUCGCGUACAAUGCAAAAAUCGGAGGCCGUCCAGCUAUAAGGAGCUGGUUCUCUGAUGACCUCAGCCCCUUCCUCGGUCAGCACCCAUGUGGCUGCAUCCGCAUGCUGGACGGAGACGUGACGGACGUGGUGGAGGCCAAGUCCCUGGGCAUCAGACCCAACUACAUCGACAUUUACAGCGCGAGCUGGGGGCCGGAUGACGACGGGAAGACGGUGGACGGGCCCGGCCGACUGGCCAGACAGGCCUUCGAGUACGGCAUUAAAAAGGGCCGGCAGGGCCUGGGCUCCAUUUUCGUCUGGGCGUCGGGGAACGGCGGCCGAGAGGGGGACCACUGCUCCUGCGACGGCUACACCAAUAGCAUCUACACCAUCUCCGUGAGCAGCACCACGGAGAAUGGCUACAAGCCCUGGUACCUAGAGGAGUGUGCGUCCACGCUGGCCACCACCUACAGCAGCGGGGCCUUCUACGAGCGCAAAAUCGUGACCACGGAUCUGCGCCAGCGCUGCACCGAUGGCCACACCGGGACCUCUGUUUCAGCCCCCAUGGUGGCCGGCAUCAUCGCCUUGGCGCUGGAAGCAAACAGCCAGCUGACCUGGAGGGACGUCCAGCACCUGCUGGUGAAGACGUCCAGGCCGGCCCACCUCAAAGCAAACGACUGGAAGGUGAACGGUGCUGGUCAUAAAGUUAGCCACCUCUAUGGAUUUGGCUUGGUAGACGCGGACGCCCUCGUCAUGGAGGCCAAGAAGUGGACUGCGGUGCCCCUGCAGCACAGCUGUGUCGCUGUCACAGACAAGAGGCCCAGGAGCAUCCCCGUGGUGCAGACGCUGCGGACCAGCGCCCUGACCACCGCCUGUGCCGACCACUCGGACCAGCGUGUGAGCUACCUGGAGCACGUGGUGGCCCGCAUCACCAUCUCCCACCCACGCCGAGGAGACCUGCAGAUCCACUUGAUUUCUCCCUCAGGGACCAAGUCUCAGCUUUUGGCGAAGAGGUUGCUGGAUCAUUCCAACGAAGGCUUUACAAACUGGGAGUUCAUGACCGUGCACUGCUGGGGAGAGAAGGCCGAGGGGGAGUGGACCCUGGAAAUCCAGGACAUGCCAUCCCAGGUCCGCAACCCAGAGAAACAAGGUAAUGCAGGUGAAGUAGAGAUGAGAGAGGAAUGUACGUUCCCAACUGCAUGUGUUAGAAAAGAAGAAAGGCUAAAGAUUGAUGGGAAGUUGAAAGAGUGGAGCCUCAUCCUGUACGGCACGGCCCAGCACCCCUAUACCACCUUCAGCGCCCAUCAGUCUCGCUCCCGGAUGCUGGAGCUCUCAGCCCUAGAGCCAGAGCCACCCAAGGCCGCCCUGUCACCGUCCCAGGCCGAGGUUCCCGAGGACGAAGAGGACUACACAGCUCCUCCCUCCCAUGGCUCUCCUAAUAUUUUACAGACCAGUGUGUGCCAUCCGGAGUGUGGUGACAAAGGCUGUGAUGGCCCUAACGCAGACCAGUGCUUGAACUGUGUCCACUUCAGCCUGGGGAGCGUCAAGACCAGCAGGAAGUGCGUGAGCGUGUGCCCCUUGGGCUACUUUGGGGACAUGGCAGCCCGCCGCUGCCGCCGCUGCCACAAGGGAUGCGAGACCUGCUCCGGCCGGGGCCCCACCCAGUGCCUGUCUUGCCGCCGCGGGUUCUACCACCAUCAGGAGGUGAACACCUGUGUGACCUUCUGUCCCGCUGGAUUUUAUGCUGAUGAAAAUCAGAAAAACUGCCUUAAAUGCCACCCAAGCUGUAAGAAGUGCAUGGAUGAACCAGAGAAAUGUACUGUCUGUAAAGAAGGAUUCAGCCUUGCACGGGGCAGCUGCAUUCCAGACUGUGAGCCAGGCACCUACUUUGACUCUGAGCUGAUCAGGUGCGGGGAAUGCCAUCCCACCUGCCAGACCUGCGUGGGGCCCAGCAGAGAAGAAUGUAUUCACUGUGCCCCAAACUUCCACUUCCAAGACUGGAAAUGUGUGCCAGCCUGUGGCGAGGGCUUCUACCCCGAGGAGAUGCCGGGCUUGCCCCACAAAGUGUGCCGAAGGUGUGACGAGAGCUGCUUGAGCUGUGAAGGCUCCAGCAGGAACUGCAGCCGGUGUAAGACAGGCUUCACACAGCUGGGAACCUCGUGCAUCACCAACCACACGUGCAGCAACGCCGAUGAGACCUUCUGCGAGAUGGUCAAGUCCAACCGGCUCUGCGAACGCAAGCUCUUCAUCCAGUUCUGCUGCCGCACCUGCCUCCUGGCUGGGUAGGGGCGCCCGGCCGCCCGCACAGGGCAGGGCCCUUCCUGUCUGUCCGUCCACCUUCCUCCAGGCUGUCGGCCAGAGUCUGUUUCAGGAGUGGUACCCUGCAUCUGACAGCUUUAUCUCCCCAGGAGCGAGGUCCUUCCGCGGCAUCUCUGGGCGCCCAGGCCAGGUGGGUGAGGGCUUCGAGGAGGUGUCGGCGAUGUCCUCUCACACCCUGCUUGCUGGCUCCAUUCUUCUGGCUAACUCACAACGGGAACAGAACCAAUUCCAGGAAUCCACAGCUCCAGCUUCAGAGCAGCUUCUGGGACCAUAAGUUUACUGAAUCUUCGAGACCAAAGCAGAAAGGCAGGAUGCUUGGUGCAUUGCUCUUCUCCCCGUGCUUUUGGGCAGCCCGCAGACCCCUGGGCUGUGCCCCUGCAUGAUGGAGGGCUAAGGGGCAUACCUGCUCAUCUGCCUGCCACAGUCUGGGGGAUGGUUUGGUCAGACUGCAAAUAAAACAGACUUUGGGGCUUCAAACGUGUGACCACUGGGGAUGGAGCAUCUAUUUCUCCAUAAUCAGCGACUUCUGAAACUGCAGCCAUGGCUUAGAAAGUCUAAUCCCAAACGGAUGGGUUGGAAGGACCCUCCUUCCUCUGCCGCCCUUUCCUCUGAGGGAGCUGAAGGUCCCUGGUCUCUGCAUCCUAUCUGUGUCUCUGGGAGUCUCAUGGCCCAGAUGAACAGUCACCUCUGCCUAACACAGAGGGUCCCCAGGAGGCAUCCCGGGGGCUGGCCAAAAGGUGCCCCAACGACCAAGCAAUUCUUCCUACCAAAAUGUAAACCCAGCCUGUGAACUGUUAAUUGUCUGUCGUGUCCCGUUUUGUGGAAUUGCUUUGAAAAUACAUUGGCCCUGCUUUUCAGGAGACUUGUUCUUAAGGUGGGCGCCCCUGCGUCUGUGUGUGCUAUGAGCCUAACGACACGGCUGGAUUUAUUUUUGCCAAACCUGUGUGGGUAUUUUAUAAGCUACGUGUUCUGAUUUUUACCAAUGUUAAUUAUUUUGACAAAUAUUUCAUAUAUUUUCAUUGAUAUGCACAGAUCUGCUUGAUCAAGUCCCUUUAAUAUGGGAGUAACAUUUGCCUUAAAUUUUUUCGAGCUCGUUCUCCAUUUCGUCCUGCUCCCGUCUUUGACUGUAACACAUUUGACCAGUCCCCUGUCAGCUGGGGGGGAGCCCAGCUGUUGUUUGUUGAAUCCACAACUCUGAAAAUGAAAUCCACAAAGCAAAUACAGUGUUAACCCUAAAUUAAUAAAAGAGUUAACAUUUCAUGGCAAA